This is a messenger RNA of Solanum dulcamara, 1073 nucleotides long. Its product is annotated as probable carbohydrate esterase At4g34215. The transcript is spliced from 2 exons. Bases 124 to 921 code for a protein of 265 amino acids. The record is from RefSeq and is a predicted model, not a curated record. Lineage: Eukaryota; Viridiplantae; Streptophyta; Magnoliopsida; Solanales; Solanaceae.
ACCUAAUUUUACAUAUUUUCUUUCUUAUAUCUCUUUGUCAAACUUAAAUAAUCAAUUCCAUCAACAACAAGUCACAUUUGCCUCUUAUUCAAUUUCAUCCACCACACCUCCAAGAAAAAAAAGAUGUUUUUGCCUUAUAUUUUCUUGAUUCUUUUGGCACAUCCCUUUUGUGUCAGACCUGCAGACACAACCCCAUCAAAUGGCACCAAAAACAUAUUCAUUUUAGCAGGACAAAGCAACAUGUCUGGCAGAGGAGGUGUAGUAAACAACAUUUUUGAUUGGUAUAUUCCACCUGAAUGUCAGUCCAAUUCAUCAAUUCUAAGACUAACAAAAGGACUUUCAUGGGAAGAAGCUAAAGAACCAAUUCAUCAAGACAUUGAUUUCUAUGCAAUUUGUGGGAUUGGUCCUGGCAUGCCAUUUGCUAAUUUUGUUCUGAAAAAUGAUCCAAACAUUGGUGUGAUUAGUUUGGUGCCAUGUGCUGUUGGUUCCACAAAUAUUAGCCUAUGGUCUCAAGGUUCAUUAUAUUAUAAUCAGAUGAUUAAUAGGACUCGGAUCGCUUUACAAGGUCGUGGGACGCUACGAGCCCUUCUUUGGUAUCAAGGAGAGAGCGACACUCUGAAUCUUGAGGAUGCCCAAUUGUAUAAAUCAAGAUUGGAGAAAUUCUUCACUGAUGCGCGGAAUGACUUGAAUGCAUCUUCUCUACCUAUUGUUCAGGUGGCAUUGACAACAACAUUAGGGCCUUAUAUGGAGGAAAUAAGACAAGCCCAGUUAGGAAUUCAACUUUAUAAUGUCAAAACAAUUGAUGCUAAUGGGCUCAAAGUGGGCCCAGAUUAUGUGCAUCUCAGUACUCAAGCAGAGGUCCAGCUUGGACAGAUGUUGGCCCAUGCAUUUUUGGAGUUUGGUUCAGAUCACAACCCAUAAUUCUUUGGAGGGAUAAUUUCACCUCCACAAAAGGAAUAGAAAUCAUUAUAACCUUUUUUUUUAUUAUAAUUUUAUUCAGAAGAUUAGAUUCUGAAUGUAAUUUAGACCAGUUGAUAUAUAUGUUGGGAAAUUUAUUCUAGUAUGUGAUAAAU